GCAAUAAGGAUGCUAGCAUGCUGUAAAUUUGUUUAUCCAGUGUAACGACAUAGUGAGUGCGCUGUGCAGGAUCGAAAGCUGUACGUUUUCCCAACAUUUGUCACCGUAAUUAAUGUGCGCUUCCUGUCGCAGUAGAACCGUUCGCUUGCAAGCUGCAUUGUUUUUACAAUCGUGCAGGAAAGUUGUAUGAAAAUGAAAAGACAAGCGGAGCGUGACUCGAGUCCUUCAAGAGGAAUUCCAAAAAGAAUCAGGGAGAGGGAACGGGAUGAGAAACGCGGCGAGGGACACAUUCCUCUUUCUGUGUCGCUUGUGGAUACAAGAUGUUAUCAGAAGCAUCAGGCGCGGAGCCGGAGCAGGGAGCGAGAGAAGCCGAGGCUGCGAGAGGAAAGGGGCAUCAUCGGGGAUUCGCUCCAUCGUACCCAUCAUGAAAUUGGAUUGCUCGGUCGACCACCUUUGCGAGCCUCAUCAGUGGUGGGUAAAUCAGCCGAUUUGUUGAGUGGUCGGACAGCCGCCGGCCUGGAAUACAAAACGUUAUUGAUAAGCAACCUUGGCUCACAACUGUCUGAUGAACAAGUGGAAGACGGUUUAUUUCACGAGUUUAAAAAGUUUGGGGAUGUAAGUGUGAAGUUGUCACAUACCCCGGAGCUCGGCCGGGUCGCCUAUGUAAAUUUCAGACACACAGAGAACGCCCGCGAAGCCAGGCACAUGAAAGCUAGGUUAGUGAUGUAUGACCGCCCGCUGAAAGUGGAGCCCAUGUAUCUAAGGAGACGCAGCUGCACGCCUCCAGAUGUUGGAUAUGUGCCCCUACAUAAUGUAUACCCAUACAGACAAAGGUCCCUUUCCCCUGGGGCAGGUGUCAGUAGCAUUAGAGAAGUAAGAUCUCGACACUACCCAAUUGAGGGGUCAAGCUUACACAGGGAGCGUGAUAGGGUCUUGGACUACUACAGUGUGUUGGAUGAAAGGGGCCGUCCCUACGCUUACCAAGUUCCUCCAGAGGACGAUUUGAAACCAGAGGAUGACCACCGGGCCACCAGAAACCUGUUCAUCGGCAACUUGGAGCACAGUGUGUCAGAGCCCGAGUUGAGGCAAGGCUUUGAGAAGUAUGGCAUCAUUGAAGAAGUGGUGAUAAAACGGCCAGCACGUGGCCAAGGAGGAGCCUACGCCUUUCUCAAGUUCCAGAACCUGGACAUGGCACACCGGGCAAAGGUGGCAAUGCAGGGACGCAUCAUUGGUGGCAAUGCAGUGAAGAUAGGCUACGGUAAGGCCAACCCCACGACACGGUUGUGGGUCGGAGGACUCGGACCCAAUAUCUCUCUCGCCGCACUGGCGCGGGAGUUUGACCGCUUUGGCAGUAUUCGCACCAUUGACUAUGUUAAAGGUGACAACUUUGCUUACAUACAGUAUGAGAGUCUAGAUGCAGCACAGGCUGCCUGCACACAGAUGCGUGGCUUCCCUCUCGGCGGGCCUAGCAGGCGUCUCCGGGUGGACUUUGCCAAAGCUGAGGAUUCGCCCCGUGGCUACCCUCAGCAGUACCAGCCACCUCUGACCUCUCUCCCAGCCCACUAUGACCUGCUGGCAGACGGCUAUGGCCACCGUCGCAGCCUAGAGCGUGAGCUGAGGGACAGAGUGCGUGGUGGACACUCCCCCACCCAUCCACUGUUUACAGAACGUGAACGCGAACGUGAGCGUGAACGCGGCCAGGCGUCCGAGCCAGACUGGAGUCCACCCAAAAGCUUGGAGCGGCGCACGUCGUCGUCGCUGGAGGCUUUCGGACGAACCCGCACGCGCAGCCGAAGCAGGGAGCGGUGGGCGAAGGAGCGAAAUGCGGAACGAGCAGGAGGGAAAAACAGAGAGGAGAGACGCAAGCCACGGCGCAGUCCAUCCAGUGAGAGGCCCGGCGGCGUAGACGAUUGGGGGCGCUCGAAAAGCCGGCCUGGUGGCAGCGUCGGCCCGGUGUCGCCAGAGGAUAGCCCGGAGCGAACACGCACACGCCUUCCAGACUCCACAUCUGAGCCUCUCUCAGAGUCGCCGGAAAGGCCCGUGCGCAGUGCCAGGAAACACACCAGCCAGGACAGCCACAGCCACGAACCCUCCACCACUCACUCAAAACAACCCAACACACUACACGAGCGAAACUCCUGCGCCGGAGAGGGCGACGCUGCUGACUCCCAGGUAGAAAAGGGCCAGAAGCCUCCUGGAACCCUCUUCGAGAUCGCCCAGUCCAUGAGCCGGGUGUGGCACGGUGCGCUGGUGCUGAAGAACAGCUGCUUUCCCACCUACAUGCACCUGCUGGAGGGCAGCUCUGCGUUUGCCCUCGCGCUGCUGCAGGACCCCGCCGUCAGCAAACCUACCAGCACGGGGCAGCUGAAGAUCGCCCAGCGCCUCAGGCUGGACCAGCCCAAGCUGGACGAGGUGAUGCGGCGCAUUCACGUGGGCGGUCCGGAGGGCUACACUGUGAUGCUGGCUCUCCAAGCCCCCAUGGAGCGGGAGCUGCCCUUCGCUGAGCCUGGCCUGCAGAAACGUCUCCUGAGAAACCUGGUGACAUACCUCAGAAACAAGCAGGCUGCAGGUGUCAUCGGCCUGCCACUGGGCGGGGUGAAGGAGGGAGAGGGAGGGGGCAUGUUGUAUGCGUUCCCACCAUGUGACUUUUCCCAACAGUACCUGAAAACUGCUAUUAAGGCUUUAGGGAAGAUAGAGGAGGAACAUUUGGUCAUUGUGAUCGUGAAAGACACUAUUUGAUAACUUUUUCAUUUUUGCCCCCCAAGAACCAGGAAAAAACAUUUUUUUAUUCACGAAAAAAACCCAACAGGCGAUAGCUUUGUCCAUCUGAAACCAUCAAUUAUAUAUUGAAAAAAAAACAGCUUGAUAACUGUUGGUCAUCUGUAGUGAGGAUGGUCGAUUUAAUUGGUUUAAUUCUCAUGUGUUAAAAAAAAGUUCAAAUCAAAACAUGUAUCUUAUCAUUUUUUCCUUUUGAAAUGCUGGUGCAGUACUUGGGCAUACCACAGGCAAAACCUGUAUUAUUUUAGUAUGCAUGCAAGAAAGCAGAUUUAUAGUGGAUACUUUGAAAAGGUCCCGUUUUGGUGGAUGUCUGUCAGAAAGUGACCAAUAUUUUUUUCCCUGGCUCUGAACAAUGUACUUGUUACAGUAAUCACAUACUUUGAGUCCUAUUUGACUGCCCUGACAUUUAAUUGUAUGUGUGUAUUGUAUGUACUGACAGUCACAUUAAGUCUUACUGAACAUUGUUUUUGGACCUCAUGAAGCCGAUAAAAAUAUUUUGUUAGGCAAAGGAUUUUAUCUCAAAACGACCCUCAUCUACCUCUGCAAUGUUGCAUCUUGCAGUUGUUUAAUGGGUGUAAUCAAUUCUAAAGCAUUGGCAUGGAUUACCUGACUUUGUGCCGGCCUUUGGACCUUUUAGUGUUGUACAGUCAAACUAAGGAAUAGACUACACUUCUUAUUUUAUGUUCGAGGUCACCUAAAUGGAAUUGUAUUCUUUGGGUAACAUUUUAUACAGCUGUCAUUAAGAAGAGCAAUAGUGUGACCGUAGUGACUGCCAUUUCGCCAUACCCGUUUUUCCUCUGGACCAAAAUGCUGAGGUAAAAUAACAUUGGAAAAAUACACUACAGUUCCACACAAGUUGUUGCAUUAGAGAACACAAUUCACAAGAAAUCACGACGUACACAUUACAUGUACGACGUGAAAGGCGUUUCAAAGUGAACACUAAACAAAUUCAUAUGCCCUUUUGCACAAAAUGCUUUUAAAAUUUCUGUUGUCAUGCAACUGUUGUUAUUCUUUAAAGGAAAUUGUCACACUCCAUAUUUGUAUAAACCAGGUAAUCUGCAUUUUAAGUGAUACUGAACUGUAUACUGUAUGCAAAGUGUUGAGUAAACACAUUAUGACAUUCA
Engraulis encrasicolus (European anchovy) is the source of this 3902-nucleotide messenger RNA. RefSeq names its product RNA binding motif protein 15B (gene rbm15b). The transcript has a single exon. Gene Ontology annotation, molecular function: mRNA binding. Gene Ontology annotation, biological process: regulation of alternative mRNA splicing, via spliceosome. Bases 187 to 2739 code for a protein of 850 amino acids. The record is from RefSeq and is a predicted model, not a curated record. NCBI's taxonomy places the organism in Eukaryota, Metazoa, Chordata, Actinopteri, Clupeiformes, Engraulidae. Gene Ontology annotation, cellular component: nucleus.